AUGCUGCUUCAAUAUCUCCGUGACUGGCAGCCUUUCAAAAUCGACGCACUGGGGAUCGUCACUCUCCUUGGCGCCGAAGAAAUGAACUUGGCCCUGGGAAGCCUAAUCAAAUAUCGUUUCACAGAAUACCUGCCCCUUCUUGGCGCUUAUGUUGUUGCGAACAAUAACAUCAUGGCUCCCAAACCCGGGUUUGUUCUAUAUAAUGUUAGCGACGGGAUCAUGGCGAUCGAUGUCGCGGGUUGGUUCUGUCGUUGGCUUCUCAGCCAGCAAAUUUCCUGGAAUUCGACAUCCUUGCAUUUCACCUCCGUGGACAAAAAGCCAAUUGUGAGUUUUUGGUCCAGACUAUUGGCUUUGAGGGGCCUAGGCAUCGGCACUGUUACAAUAGGAGCCAUGACGACCAUAGCAUUGCUGUCAAACGAUUGGUGGGCGUUCGCAAACGCUGUUUCAAUGUUCGUCUCAGUGGUCACUCGCCAGAUCAUGACUCGUGAAGCCCGGGCUGGUAUUGAUCGAGUGAUCCAAGGCCUCCAGGGAAGGAAAAGUGCAGAAAGGCCGUGCAAAGCACUGGUUCUGACCCCUUCUGGUGCCGCUGUUACAAUAUACGCCCCUCGCGGUAUCAUUACUGACGUGCUCUUGACAAAUCCAAGUCCCCCUCAUGGGCGACUUUACCAGUGUGCUAGAAUCAUGGGAUGGGCUGGGUUUGGAUGUCAUGUGGUCACUUUGGGGAUGUCGAGUCUAGCCAACCAGAUCAUCGCGGUUGUGGCGCUUUUGAUGAGCUCUAUCCUCACGGCGUACGAGGCUGGCUCUGAUCCGUGGCAUAUAGGAUCGGGAGAUUAA
This is a messenger RNA of Aspergillus thermomutatus, 834 nucleotides long. RefSeq lists its product as uncharacterized. Lineage: Eukaryota; Fungi; Ascomycota; Eurotiomycetes; Eurotiales; Aspergillaceae. The transcript has a single exon. The record is from RefSeq and is a predicted model, not a curated record. Bases 1 to 834 code for a protein of 277 amino acids.